Molecule: messenger RNA, 572 nt
Organism: Spea bombifrons (plains spadefoot toad)
Lineage: Eukaryota; Metazoa; Chordata; Amphibia; Anura; Pelobatidae
Product: cAMP-specific 3',5'-cyclic phosphodiesterase 4C-like
Exons: 2
Coding region: 13-273 (86 amino acids)
Source: RefSeq, a predicted model, not a curated record
AAUAUAACCAAGAUGAGGCGGAGUAGGACUAUGUCCUUCCUCACCAAUGAGAAAUCUAGAGAAUCUUUUGACUUCAGCUCCUACUCCAAUGUGCCUUCCCUAAGUGCAAUCAAGAGACGUUUCUCUGGUACCCCUCAGUUACCACCACUCACCCAUAGGCAAGCUGGUGACCCUGGUAAAUCUGAUCCUGAGACUGGUUCCCGUGUGGUGUUCACUAUUGAGGAGAUUGAACCUGGGAUAUAUGAAGAUACUGUACCUGACUACUUAAGGUAAGUGUGCUUUUCUGCAUAUAGAUUUGCAUUUUCAUUGAAAUUUCGUUAUACAUAUAUACAUAUGAAUUAAGGGUUUAUUACAUUCUGAAUUUAAAAAGAAAGAAAACUAAGCACGUGAAUAUUUUCAGUUAUUUGCCAAGCAAAGUUUAAUUUAAAAGAUAUGUUGUUAUUAUAAAGAAAAUAUGACUUGUCAGAACAAUGGCUGGAUAAAGGUUAGUGAGGACUAAAACGUUGCCCACUUUAUGCUGGAAUAAAUUACCAUUUUCAUUUAAGGGUCAUGCUGUGUCCUCUCGAUGGUGG